Molecule: messenger RNA, 3438 nt
Organism: Exophiala bonariae
Lineage: Eukaryota; Fungi; Ascomycota; Eurotiomycetes; Chaetothyriales; Herpotrichiellaceae
Exons: 3
Coding region: 1-3438 (1145 amino acids)
Biological process (GO): double-strand break repair via homologous recombination
Cellular component (GO): nucleus; Smc5-Smc6 complex; site of double-strand break
Molecular function (GO): damaged DNA binding; single-stranded DNA binding
Source: RefSeq, a predicted model, not a curated record
AUGGCGCCCCAAAAGAGGCCGGCGCCUGACCGUUCAGACGAUGAAAGUGACGGAGAUCAAGGACAGACCCCAGCGCCAUCCUCUUCACCCGCAUCUGCUUCGAAUAAACGAAGACGCACUAGCGACGAAUCCUCGAUCCGAAGAACCCCUCUCACUGACCGACAAGAUUCACCUGUCGCAAGCACUCCGCCUUCAGAUUUCGACACUGAUGAUGAACAAGCCGACGUUGCUGCCACACAAGCUCUCCGGGUCAAAGCAGCCCAAAACAAGAGCAAGGGAAAUGAAGCGGCUGAAUAUGGAAUUCUGGAGGGGGUGGAUCUAUUGAACUUCAUGUGUCAUGAGAAAUAUGAGUUCAAAUUUGGCCCUCUGAUCAACUUUGUCUGUGGGAAGAAUGGUAGUGGGAAGAGCGCAGUCUUGACUGCCAUCACACUGUGCCUCGGUGGAAAGGCGUCCGCCACUAAUCGAGGCGCCCGACUUCAAGACUUUAUCAAGGAGGGUCGAGAUCACGCCUCAAUUACUUGUUACAUCAAGAAUCAAGGAGAAAACGCCUACAAGCCGGAACUCUACGGCAAAACAAUUCAAGUCCAACGCUUUUUCUCCCGCGCGGGAAAUGGAAGCAGUGGUUUCAAGCUGAAGUCGGAAAAGGGUCGCAUCAUCUCAUCCCGGAAAAUGGACCUGGAGGAUAUUCUGGAUCACAUGAUGAUGCAGUUUGACAAUCCCAUGUCCGUUCUUUCACAGGAUCAGGCGAGGCAAUUUAUCUCCAAUUCGGCCGCUUCCGAAAAGUACAAACUGUUCAUGAAGGGUGUUCAACUGGAACAGCUCGAUCAAGAUUAUCGGUUGAUCGAAGAACAGUCGGAAAACAUCAAAGCAAAGAUUGAAAUUACAGCCCCCGAUCUGGAGGAUUUGAGAAAAUCCAUGGAAAGCGCCAACACGAAAUUACAAUUGUCGCAGAAACAUGAUGGCCUCCUCGCAAAAAUGCGAGAAUACCGCCGCAUGCUGGCAUGGAUACAAGUUGAGCAACAAGAAGCAGUGCGGGACAAGUACAUCCAAGCGAUCGAAGAAGCGGAUGCUAAGAUUGUCGAUGCGGAAAACAAAGCUGCCCAGCUCGAAGCGGCAUACCAGGCAGCAGAUGAAGACGCCACUAACACCACCAACGAUUUUGAACGUGCAAGUGCUGAGCUCGCCACAGUCGAUGAAGAAAAGCAUGAGGCAAAGGCACAGCAUGAUGAAGUCAAGAAAGCCACCACACAAGCUCAAACGGACCAACGUACCAUUCGGGGGAGACUAAAGGGCAACGAAGCUGUCAUUUCCGCUAAAAAGAAAGCCAUCGAAGAAGAAAUGAACAGAUUGGCCGAGUUGGACGGUGGAGGUGCUGCCGCUCGCGUGCAGGCCCUGCAAGAAGCCGAACAAGCACUCCUUCAAGCGAAGCGGGAUGAAAAGGAGCAUGCUGAACGUUUACCUGAACUGCAAGCCAAUGUUGAGACCCUUCGAAGACUUGUCGAGGAGGCUGACCAAGCGAGGACUUCCCAGGAGGACAAAGUCAAACAACAGACCCAAAUACUUGAUCAGAUGACGCGCAAUCGCAAUUCUCAAGAUUUGGCCUUCCAUCAGAACAUGCCUCAGCUUUUAAGGGCCAUUCAGAAUGAAACCAGAUUCCAGAUUCGCCCCAUUGGCCCGCUUGGGAAACAUGUCAAAUUGCUCAAACAGGACUGGUCUUCAAUUCUGGAGAAAUCGUUUGGUGGCACGAUGAAUGCUUUUCUUGUGAACAAUAAGACGGACGAAAGACUACUGAGCGACCUUAUGAGACGGACGAAAUGCUUCUUGCCGAUCUUCAUCGGCAAUAACCAACCCAUAGAUGUGACCAGCCACGAGCCAGACGCUCGUUUCGAUACCAUUCUGAGGAUUUUGGAGAUUGACAAUGAGUCUGUAAGGAAACAACUGGUUAUUGCACACAACAUCGAACAGGCCAUUCUGAUUCCGGACAUGGCAGAGGCUUCGGAGACUUUGUACUCAUCAGGCCAGCCGCUACGGAAUGUGAAGAGAUGCUACUGUUUCAGCGCCAAUACUCGACUCAGAGGUGCUGUUUUGUUCUAUCGGAAUGGACAACCAGCUCAAGAUCCCGUGCACCAGUUUCAAGGCGGGCCCCGCAUGAGAACUGACAUCGACGAGAGUAUCAGGAGACAGGGUGAAGCCGUCGAAGAAUCAAAGCUGCAACUCACUCAGCUUGAAGACAAAUUCCGCAGUGUUCAGGCCCAACACGUAAAAGCGCAGCAAGUUCUCGUCAAACACGGCCGUGACAGUAGUGAUUUCAGAGUGGCCGUUCAAAGAGCCCAAGAAGAAACCGAACGCCUGAGUGACGCGAUCAAUGCAGACAGCUCUGAAGGCGGUAUACUGGAUGCCCUGAGAGAAGCUCAACGGGAAGCAGAGGAAGAGAAGGGUAUCAACUCAACUUCAUAUCAAGACUCUGUCACUGCUCUGGACGACGUCAAGCACAAGCUUAGAGAGGCGCAUCAAAAGCUUACCGAUCUGGAUGAGAGGAUAGCCCACCUCCAAGCGACUGCGAAUGAUGCCCGGGCGAUGGCCCAAAAGGCCGGGAAGAAGAGGGCAUAUGCUCUGGGUGAGAAGAACGCAGCACUAGCACGAAUUGGUGAUGCCAAGGGGGACCGGGAGACGAUGAAUCGCAAGCUGGACGAGAUGACCAACAACAUCGACAAUUACACAGAGCAAGCACGUGCGGUAUCCGAGCGGGUCAAUAUUCCUGAAGGAGUGACCUAUGAAGCUCUCGAUGCAAAGUACAAGAGACUCUCCAAAGACUAUGCGGCCCAUGAAAGAACAAUCGGGGCAAGCAAAGAACAGAUUGCCGCCAGAGCAGCCGAAUGCUCACAAGCGUACAACCGAGCGCAGCAGGAGAUGAAAGACAUGGAACAGCUGCUCGAGAAGUUAUGGGAGUCGCUUAGGGAACGCAAAAACCGAUGGAAGUUGUUCCGGAGUUUGAUCUCACACCGUAUCAAGAUUCAAUUCAUGUAUAUGCUUAGUGAGAGAGGCUUCCGAGGCCAGGUGGCCAUGGACCACAAGAAAAAGAUGAUGGAACUCCAGGUCGAACCCGACAUUACAACAAGAGAUGGGACCGGAAGAGGAGUUAGGACGUUAUCGGGGGGCGAGAAGUCGUUUACACAAAUCUGCUUACUUCUGGCGAUAUGGGAAGCCAUGGGAUCCCCAGUCCGAUGCUUGGACGAGUUUGAUGUUUUCAUGGAUGCAGUAAAUCGAUCUAUCAGCAUCAAUCUCUUAAUUGAAGGGGCAAGACAAAGUAUCGGGAAACAGUUCAUCCUGAUCAGUCCCGGGGCCAGAUCCGAUAUCAAAGAGGCACCAGAUGUCCAUGCCCAAGAGGUCGCCGAACCAGAGAGGGGACAGACGAGACUGGUAUUCACUGCUGCAUGA